AUGGGUAGAAAGGAGAACCGAUAUCUUGCAAAUCCCUUAGGGUCGUCGCCCACCAUUGGCGACGUUGUAGCAAUGUCGUUGUACCCCACAACCACCACCUUAUUCUCCCUUUUCUGUCUCAAGCUGGUGCCUUCGUCAUGCCAGAUGGAUCUUACUUCCAAUAACCUAAAGAGAUGCAACAAACGUACAUAUAUGGUGAGGGGUUUCGAUGCGAUUCUUGUCAAAUUACAAAUUGUCUACAACUACCAAAAAACUAACAUCUUCUUGGUUUUGGGGAUAAACAUAGAUUUUGACCCAUAA
Molecule: messenger RNA, 300 nt
Organism: Lactuca virosa
Lineage: Eukaryota; Viridiplantae; Streptophyta; Magnoliopsida; Asterales; Asteraceae
Source: the annotation of a GenBank genome assembly